This is a messenger RNA of Aspergillus puulaauensis, 2562 nucleotides long. Its product is annotated as putative alpha-L-rhamnosidase C. NCBI's taxonomy places the organism in Eukaryota, Fungi, Ascomycota, Eurotiomycetes, Eurotiales, Aspergillaceae. Gene Ontology annotation, biological process: carbohydrate metabolic process. The transcript is spliced from 2 exons. The coding region runs from base 1 to 2562 and encodes 853 amino acids. The record is from RefSeq and is a predicted model, not a curated record.
AUGCUGCGUCUGUCGGCUACAGUCCUCUUGGCCAUUGUCGUCGGGGCCGUUAAUAGCGAAAUAAUCGUACAUCCCGAGCACUACGAACGAACAAGCCAGUUUAUUAGAUACGGACAGAACUCAACAUGCUUCACACUGACCCCAUCCAAUCCAGUCGCGACGUUCGACUACACGACUGAAAUCGGCGGGUUUCCAUUCUUCCACGGAACCCCCGUCUCAGGGGCAGUCCAGGUCGAAGCGAAAUACUCCGAAGCAAAGGGUGGACUAGAUGAACCAUUUUCGGACGGUCCGUGGACAUUUUCAAAUGGGUUGUCUAAUACAUUUCGCGUCGAGACAUUCAACGUCACCGAGGCAGGUCGAGUCGAGUCGUUCUUCCAACAGGGUGGAUUGCGCUGGCAGAGACUGCGGCUUCUGAAUGAUGAUCGGAAGGUCACGAUCUGUGGCGUCGGGAUACGCUCUUUCAAUGACCGGACGGAUGUGUCUGAGCUGCCUGGAUAUUUUGAAUCCUCCAAUCCGCUCUAUAAUGAGAUCUGGAAGCUGGGUGCGCGAACCGUCCAGCAAGCAUGCAUAGAGAAAGGAACUGCGCCGACAACCUGGGAACUUACCGCAGACGGGGUGCUCCUUCGCGGGCAGCAAUCCGCGCAGUCUGCACUUGGGGCGGAUUUCGCAAACUACACAAUGUCCUUCAAAACGAAGAUAGUCCGUGGCGGGACUGGGUGGAGGGUUGCCACCUCGCCGGCUUCAUUUGGUCCUUCGUUUCUUCUUACCAGCGAGUAUCCUGGGCACUCGACAUUUCUGAAUACGAAUCGGACUCUUGUUCCUCCGAAUACGCUUGCUGUGGGCUAUGGCUGGAACUUGGUGAAUCAGACGUCUUUACCAACUGGAGAGGUGUCAUACUUUCCUCUGGGCUUUAGUGUUACAGAAGGGCAGUGGAUAGAUGUCUCGACCAGGAUUUCUACCGACGGAUAUAUCGUGACAAUUAAUGACCAGAAACCUGUGUCUGUCCUUCUCAGUGAGCUUCAUCUCAUGUCUAACGACCGAUUCUCCUCUGGUAGCGUGUACUCAGGAACAUGGGGCUUUGGACCAUGGCAGGACCAAAUAGCCUACGUCAAGGACGUCGUUGUGCAGUCAAAGAAUGGAACGACCCUAUACCAGAACACAAUGACGGACGAGACCAUUCUUGAAGAGUACGGCGUGAUGGAUAAUCCAGCCUCAGUCUGUCUCGAUGGCGCAAAGCGAGACCGACUCAUCUGGUCGGGGGAUUUCGCGCAUGCCCAUCGCGUCGUGAGUGCCAGUACACACCGACCGGACUUCAUCAGAGGAACGUUAAGCUACCUCUUUGAACGUCAAGAGCUCUCUGGGCCUAUGGCAGGGCUUUUUGCAAUGUCGCCGGCGAUGGGGCAGUCGGCGGAGUAUACCUCCGUGUACAAGUCCUACGGCUUGCUGGACUACCAGAUGCUCUUGCUGAACAGUUUCGCGCGGUACUACCUGGAAUCUGCGGAUAGGGAAUUUCUGACCAGAUGGUGGCCGAAAGCUAGGGAUGGCGUUGAUGCUAUCCUACCACUGGUCGAUCAAUAUUCUGGACUUGCUGCUACUUCGUCGUUAGGUGCUUUCUUUCUCGGGGAUGGGAAUGGCACUGCUGCUUCGGCUCUCUUUGCGUAUACACUUACUCACAUGGCAGAUCUUGCGGAAGUUAUGGGAGAGCCGGAUACAUCAACUCAGUGGAAAAGUACAGCUACGAAUAUCUCCCGCGCAGUGAAUCAGAAGCUGUGGAACGAGGACCUGGGGACAUACAGUUCCAGCCUCACCUCUACCAACGAUUCAUCCUAUAUCGGAACCGCCUGGGCUAUCCUCUCCAAAACAGCAAAUUCCACCCAGGCCACAUCAUCAAUCGCUGCCCUCUCACCCCUCCGUCUCGGAAUCGGGUACAAACUCAGCACCGACAUGGACGAUUCCGAUCCGGAAACAAAUCUGUCUCCAAAUCUAUCCGGAUUCCUCCUCGAGGCGUUAUUCGCCCAUAUCCGGGAUAAUCCAUACGACAACGCCACGACCGAAGCAAUAAACAUCUUGCUAAAUGGACUAUGGGCAGCAAUGGUAGACCAAGACGAGUACUAUACCGGCACAUCCUGGGAAUAUGUCUAUCCCGACGGACGCCCGGGGUUGGAUCUGUUUACCUCGCAUGCGCAUCCGUGGGGCGGCGCGCCGACGUAUAUCUUCUCGGAGUAUAUUCUCGGUGUUCAGCCGACUGCACCUGGGUUUGGAGAGUGGUUGUUUGCGCCGGUGGUUCUGGAUGGUCUCACAUGGGCGAGGGGGAGGGUUCCGACCCCGCGUGGGAGUAUCCAGGCGGAGUGGGAGGUGCAUGAUGGUAUACGUGUUGUUCUGAGAGUGCGAGCUCCGCAAGGUACGAAAGGGGUUGUUGGGUUAUCUCUUCCUGCGACGGGUUGUCGUGUCACAGGGGAUGCACAUCGUGAAUAUUGUAGCGGGAAAGGCGUGCGUGUGGUUGUUGAUGGGGAGUGGGCGUCUAUCGACGUCUCUUUGGCUAAGCCUAUACCUCAAUUGUGA